Molecule: messenger RNA, 3104 nt
Organism: Tricharina praecox
Lineage: Eukaryota; Fungi; Ascomycota; Pezizomycetes; Pezizales; Pyronemataceae
Product: kinase-like domain-containing protein
Exons: 7
Coding region: 392-2827 (811 amino acids)
Biological process (GO): mRNA cis splicing, via spliceosome; peptidyl-threonine phosphorylation; peptidyl-serine phosphorylation
Molecular function (GO): ATP binding; protein serine/threonine kinase activity
Source: RefSeq, a predicted model, not a curated record
GACACAGCCAAUCACGCUUGCCAAUAGGCUUGUCAUCAUCAGGCCUUCCUCCGUCCAUGUAUGUACGGCAGACAGCUCUCCACCCUCAUCCUUCCCGAGAAAACCAAGUACUAUACGUUUACCUCCCUAGUGCUUUACCGGCUCAACAACCACUCCACCCGCAAGACCUCCAUUGCAACCUUCCGUAUUCUCGAAAUCUCGAACGCCCUCCGGCCUCAGCAGCGACAUCAGCAGGCUUCCACGCGUCGGAACCAAACCUUACCGCCCGACACAACUUGCAUCCGUGGUUGGAACAUUUCACAACUUCAAAGUCGAUCUACGAGGCUAACACUUCGUUUUUUCCGUAACGAAAGCACCUUUCUUUCUUCUAGGCGCAGCAGCAGACACAAAGAUGGCCUCCCCAGUUAGCUCCUAUGACGAGGAGGGAGAGAUCUUCGAAUCUGAUGCAGAGAAGGCACCUCCAUCGCUGCCUUCCGUGUCUGGCCCUAGCGUUGACCGUCCUUCAAUUAGACUCCCGGCGAGAGCUUCGACGUCUCCACAAGAUCCUCCGACCUCCACCUCGCGCUACAAUGACCACCGCUACGAUCGCCGCACUCCAAACAACAACGACGGGUACCAGCCACGAGGCGAGAAGCGGAGGCGGAGCCGGGAAGACGACGCGAGAAGCCACAGGGUGCACUACGAGGCGGGCGCGAGGGAUGUGUCGAUUCGUCGCCCAAGAGUCUCCUAUGCCGAUAUAGAUCGUGGGGAUACCCAGACUUUCCGGGACGAGCUUUCCGACGACCACUUCGGUGUUGAUUCCAACCGCUCUCGAACACGCAGUCGCUCACCUCCUCCAAGAGGCUCCAGACCAGACCGAGGAGGUAGGGGAGGCGGUGGUGGUGGCGGCGGGAGAUACUACGAUGACCGCAGGAGGGAUGGACUGGAUGGGCACUUCGACGGGAGGAAUGGUCGCUACGGCGGGUAUGGUAAUGGAGGACGCCAGAGGUCAAACGACAGAUCGCGUGGUGAACGGCGAGAGAACCCGGCUUCUUUUGAUCGCGCGAGACGAGACGCUGAAACACGCAGUAAAGACUCGGAUCGUCACGGAGGUCGGGAGGCAAAGUAUGCAAGGCCGUCUGGAAAUGAGAGGUCAACAAACUGUGAAGACGACAAGAAAUCAGCCAAAGAGCCCAAACUGGCGAUUGAGGAACCUGUUGAUGAGGCCAAGCUUAUCGAGGAGCGCAGGAAAAAGAGAGAAGCUAUCAAAGCCAAGUACCGAGGACAAGGCACUCCUAUGCUUGCGACAGCUCUUGGAAUCAAAGAUACACCGGCGGCCUCUCCUUCCGACUCAACUGGACCCAAUUCGCCCAUCACCCCAAGAUCACCACCAGACUUGACCCCCGGCGGAGUCUUCACCCUCGCGAAACAAGGUGCCGCCGCUGAACCAGACGCCGAGCUGGAUGCCGCGGAUGAGCCAUCGGCUGCUGAUUACGACCCAACCCUUGACAUGCGGGAAGAUCAGAAGCGGAACGAGCAGCGGCUCCAUAAGAAUGAGGUUUCGUCUGGCGCCUAUGAUGAGAUGAAAACCACUGACCGUGAUGUCUUGAUGCGGGAAGCCGAUGCUCCUGCGAACCCCGAGCCUGAGAAGCCGAAGGCUGAGGGUGAGAACGAUUUUGACAUGUUCGCCGAAGGCGAUGACGACGAUAUGUUCGCUCCUGCGUCAGCUACGACCGAUCAGGAACCUGGAACCACCCCUAAGCCCGUAGCCACCAUCGAGGCCAAGCAGCUUGAUGCAGGCUUGCUGGAUAACUGGGAUGACGACGAAGGGUAUUACAAAAUGAUCCCCGGAGAACUGAUGGACGGUCGAUACAAGGUGCAAAUGAGUCUGGGUAAGGGCAUGUUCUCUGGUGUAGUGCGGGCCAGAGAUAUGACCACCAAUAAAGAUUCGGCGAUUAAGAUCAUUCGAAACAACGAGACGAUGCGUAAAGCAGGCAUGAAGGAGAUCGAUAUCCUCAAAAAGCUCGCGGAAGCAGAUCCCGAAGAUAAGAAACAUGUCGUGAGACUUGAGAGGUACUUUGAGCACAAGGGACAUUUGUGCAUCGUUUUCGAGAACCUAAAUAUCAACCUCCGAGACGUGCUCAAGAAGUCUGGUAUUCGCGAUGUUGGUAUCAGCCUCAACGCUGUCCGGGCGUACGCACACCAGAUGUUCCUCGGUCUGUCGCUCCUGCGGAAAUGUAACAUCCUACACGCCGAUCUCAAACCCGACAAUGUUUUGGUGAGCGAAAGUCAAAACGUCCUCAAGAUUUGCGAUCUUGGUUCUGCCUCGGAUGCAUCUGAGAAUGAUAUAACCCAGUACUUGGUCUCACGUUUCUACAGAGCACCAGAGAUCAUCCUGGGAAUGAGUUACGACUUCGCUAUUGAUAUGUGGUCGAUAGGAUGCACCCUGUACGAACUGUAUACCGGUAAGAUUCUGUUCACUGGCAGAACCAACAACCAAAUGUUGCGGAGUAUCAUGGAGUGCCGCGGAAAGUUCUCCAACAAGCUGCUUCGCAAGGGACAAUUCACACCUCUGCACUUCGAUGAGAUGGGCAACUUCAGGAGCGUCGAGAAGGACAAGAUUACGGGGAAGGACGUGGUCAGGACAAUAAACUACACGAAGCCGACCAGAGAGUUAAAACAACGCCUCCUUUCGGCUGCCAGUGGUAGCGAGACCGAACUGAAAGAGCUCAACCUUUUCGUGGAUUUAUUAGAAAGGUGCCUCAACCUCAACCCGGAGAGGCGAUGUACUCCGGACGAGGCUCUGAAGCACCCAUUCAUCCGACGCCCGGUACCUUCGGCCAGAUAGAUAGAGCCGGACGCGGAUUGGAAUGGCAUUAUUUCAAGGCAACUGUCAGGUAGAUGAUUUGGUGCAUUGCUUGAUUGGUACGAUACACGGUAGUCGGUUGAAGGCAGCUUCUCAGUUUCAUGUGCGUGCGUGUUUUUUCUUCUUUCCCAGCCACUGCAGUUUACUGGCUGGAUAAUGGGAUUGUAUUGGAUCGGUGUUUGAUAGAGAUACUUUCUGUAUGUAAGUGCUUUUGUAUGAUUUUUGCGAAGUAGGUUAGCGGAGAUAUCACGUGCUGCUA